UUACGAUAUACAUUAUCAGUCACCAACAUGUCGCGAGCGACGUGUGCGUGGAUUGUUCUGCUUCUUGCGAGCAACACAUUCGCUGUAAUCAAGAACAAAGGAUGGUGGAAAAACACCGUGUUCUAUCAGGUUUAUCCGCGAAGUUUCAUGGAUUCAGAUAACGAUGGCGUAGGCGACUUGAAAGGAAUAACUUCGAAAUUACAACAUUUCGUGGACUCGGGAAUAGGCGGAAUCUGGCUGUCGCCGAUUUACGCGAGCCCGAUGGUCGAUUUCGGAUACGACAUAUCGGACUUUAAGGACGUCGACAAAAGAUUCGGCACGAUGCAAGAUCUCGAAGAGUUAAUCGCUAAAGCGAAGAAACUCGGUGUGAAGGUGAUUCUGGAUCUGGUCCCGAAUCAUACUUCCGACAAGCACGAGUGGUUCCAAAAAAGUCUCGUCGGCGAGGGCAAGUACAAGGAUUAUUACGUAUGGAAAAACGGCAAAAAUAAUAACAGAUUACCGCCCAACAACUGGAUCAGCGUGUUCAGCGGUUCAGCUUGGAAUUGCAGCAAUUCCGUUCGCAAUCAGUGUUACUUCCAUCAGUUUGAUUACAGACAACCGGACUUGAAUUACAGCAAUCCUGAAGUGAGAGACGAAAUGGAGGACGUAAUCAAGUACUGGCUGCGAAAAGGCAUCGACGGAUUCCGCGUGGACGCCAUUCCGCACUUGUUCGAAAAUUCGAACUUCCCGGACGAACCGAGAAGCUACGCGCCAGGAGCCACCGAACGAGAUUACACGUAUUUAGAUCACAUUUACACGAAAGAUGAUCAGCGCACGUACGAUAUGGUUGCGAGCUGGCGAAAAGUCCUGGAUGAUUAUGCAGAUUAUCACAAUGAGGACGAAAAAGUAAUGAUGACCGAGGCUUACACUAAUUUGGCGAACACCACGAAAUAUUACAAAUUUGGUGCUCAAGUGCCUUUCAACUUCAAAUUCAUUACCGACGUGAACAACAACUCCAAGCCAACGGAAUUCAAACGCAUCAUCGAUGACUGGAUGGCUAACACACCCAGCGAUGGAAGCCCGAAUUGGGUGAUGGGAAAUCACGAUCGCAGCCGAACUGCGUCUCGUUAUCCUGGAAGAGGAGAUCAGAUGACGAUGCUGGAAAUGAUACUGCCUGGCGUUGCGGUCACGUACAAUGGCGAAGAAAUCGGCAUGCUGGACAAACGAGACAUAUCCUGGGAGGACACGAAAGAUCCUCAGGCUUGCAACGCGGGCAAAGACAAAUAUCAGAGUCAAUCGCGCGAUCCUAAUCGCACACCGUUCCAGUGGGACGGCACGAUAAACGCUGGUUUUAAUAAAGGCAAUCGCACGUGGCUUCCGGUGCAUGAAAAUUACAAGACACUCAACUUGGCAAAUCAAAAGGCGGCCAAGGAAUCGCACUAUAAAAUCUACACUUCUUUAACCACACUCCGUCGAACUAGACUGGCGCUUCAACGUGGCACGCUUAAAACUUUGGUACAAAAUAACAACAAAGUCUUGACGGUGAUUCGACGUUACGGUGUGGACAGUGUAAUACUCCUCAUGAAUUUCGACGAUAAAGUCGCACAAGUGGUCAAUUUGUCAGGCGAGGGACUUCCGUCCAUACUCACGGUUAGAGUUGCCACUAUCGGUUCUCCGGUCAAAGCUGGAACGACUGUAAAAACGCAAGCAGUGAAUCUGCCUGCCAAAGCUGCUCUCGUUCUCAUUUCGUAAUCUGUACGUUAUUGAAGAAUAUAUAAUUUAACUCUCGUCACGUAAAUUACAGCAGCAUUUAAAGUAUUAAUGUAUACAUAUAUUGUGUAUAUAAGAAUAUAUUUCUUAAUAUAUUUAUAUUAUGUAAUAUAAUUUACUUACAUAUCUCAAGUUUAUACGACAUGACCAAUUGUCAAAAAAUAAAUGUACAUUCUAAUAA
Molecule: messenger RNA, 1930 nt
Organism: Pseudomyrmex gracilis
Lineage: Eukaryota; Metazoa; Arthropoda; Insecta; Hymenoptera; Formicidae
Product: maltase 1-like
Exons: 8
Coding region: 28-1731 (567 amino acids)
Biological process (GO): carbohydrate metabolic process
Source: RefSeq, a predicted model, not a curated record